GGCGUGAGGCGGGCGGGCCGGGUUAGGUUCGUUCCGCUCGGUCUCCGUGUUCUGUGCGCCCGUGCCCGCUGUCCGAGGGUCCCGGACACUGAUCCGACCGGACAGACAGCGACAGCAACAGCCCUGAGCGGCGUCCAGAGCCCCACCUCUCUGCUCACACCAGGCCUCGGUGGUUCCAUCAUGGAUGAAACUGUGGCUGAAUACAUCCGAAGAACUGUGCUAAAAAUCCCGAGGGAUGAAAUCAAGAUGAUGCUGGAGAAAUGGGGCUUUCUCUCUGAGGCACAGCUGCAGACUCUAAAUUGCCACCAGAUAAAGGACAGCAUUUCUCAAGAAGUUGUGCAACUCUGUGAGGAAAAUUCUGCAGACAUAAAGCAAGCAGCAGUUCUAGACAUAAUUUACAACCACAUCUACCAAAACAAAAGAAUGUGGAGUGUUUACCAGAUGAAAAAAUCAGGAGAAGAAUUGGAGAAUUUUGACAUAACAGAUUUCAAAAAAAAGUUUAAAAGAAUACUUCGGUCUACCUUGAAAAAUGUCACCAUCACCUUUAAGGAAUAUGAGGAUAAUGCAAUCUGGAUUAGAAUUGCCUGGGGAACACCAUAUAAGAAACCAAACCAGUACAAACCCAGCUAUGUUGUGUACCAUUCACAGACUCCCUAUGUCUUCAUUUCUGCCUCAGUGCUGAAGAGCAACAUGCCUCUGCUGUGUCAGGCCCUGAUUGUUGCUUCCAAUUACCAUGACAUCCGUGAAAUGGAGCUUCGAAGUCAUUCUUUAAACUCCCUUAAAGAUAUUGUGUUUAAGAGAUAUAGCCAGAAUUUCCAAACUUAUACUACUCCUCUGCAAGGAGAGAAUGUAGAACCAGAAAAUGCAGAUAUAAGGAUAGUUCAAGAAAACAGAAGUGAGAAAGAAAGAAUCCACAGACUGAACCAGGGAGAUUUUGGUAGUGGUCCCCAACCAAAACUCGAAUUUGCACAAUACAGGCUUGAAACAAUGUUUAAAAGUGAUCCUAAAAUGGAUGUUUUGGAUAAAAAAGAACCAUUCAGAUGUUUGGUCAAGUUUUCUAGUCCACAUCUUUUAGAAUCCCUGAAAUCCUUGGCACCAGCAGGUAUGGCUGAUGCACCACUUUCACCACUCCUUACAUGCAUACCACAUAAAGCUAGGAAUUAUUUUAAAAUUAGAGAGAAAAAAAGUUUAUUUCCAGAAAGUUUUGUAAGCCCUUAAUUUAAAAAUGAUUCAUAGAGAAGUAUGCAACUCAUUUAUUGUUAGUAUUAAUCUAAAUAGUCAUAAGCUUUAAAAAAAAUAACUUAUUCUUUCUUAAUACCUUAAAGUUUUUUCCAAAUUAUAGCACUUCUUGAAUUAUUUUUCCACAAUUGUCUUUAACAGAAGUUAGCAUUAACUAACAAGAAAAAGCUAGUUGCCAAGUUUAAACAGAGAUGAUGGUUAUUUAAAGUUAAAAUGUGAUGAAUGCUCUUAACUGUACUUUGAAUAGUAUUUGUGAAGUUAAUAAAGACACAAUAAUAGCUGAAGCUAUUCAGUUUGCUGUCAUAGCUGUAGAUGGCUGCAGUAUUCCAGGUGGUGUUUCAUAUUUUGGGCAGAACACCUGCCCUGUUUGGAACAGUGGAACAGUCCCAUGCAAAUGGUUAAGGCUCCCUGGCUGCAGCUCCAGGCAUUUUUUUUUAUCUAAGUAGAUAAAUUGUAUUCUAAGACUAUUUCAGGGCAUGGUGGAGAAUGGACUUUUGGAAUGUAGAUGUCAGUAAGAAGCUUCCAUCCAGCUUUAGGAGGUAUUAAUUCAGCUUCCAAAGUUUUGCUCAGAGUGCAACAGCCAGCAGCAAAUACUUGAAAAUUUGCCUGUUGCAGUUGAUUUCUUAUGACAUUUUAUGUUGGAAGAAUACACUGAAAGAGGCAGUAUUUUCUUUUGAGGAAGGUACGUGUUUUAGAGUAUCUCAAUUAAUAUUUGAUCCCCUCUGACACCUUUGCCCAUUGCCACUGGUUUUUUGCUUGGGGACAAAGAGUAUGGGAUCAAGAUGGCAACAUUCACUAAUGCAAACAGCUUUGCAUUGGAGUUCCUUAAAGUUGGUAAAUAUUGGUAAUUGUAUAGAUAUUUCCUGCUUUGUUUUUUGAGAUUGAUUCGAUCUGAAGAUUCAUUUAGAAUGUACAAGAGUUUGUUAUUAUUCUGUUACCUGGAUUGUUUUGUAUGUACUUGGUGUAUGUAGAAUUCCAAUACACUUUGAAUAUCUCUGUGUGCAGAAGCAGCCAUAUUUCCAGAGGCUGUAUGUGCACGUUCUUUAAACUGUAAAUAAAUUUGUAAAUUAAGUCUUCUCA
Messenger RNA from Hirundo rustica (Barn swallow), 2319 nucleotides. It is a transcript of the gene CENPN, whose product is annotated as centromere protein N. Gene Ontology annotation, biological process: CENP-A containing chromatin assembly; chromosome segregation. Bases 181 to 1218 code for a protein of 345 amino acids. The record is from RefSeq and is a predicted model, not a curated record. Lineage: Eukaryota; Metazoa; Chordata; Aves; Passeriformes; Hirundinidae. The transcript is spliced from 11 exons.